AUGGUGAUAGCGGACGAUUUCAUGGGAAUGGAGGUCUCUGAUAGGUUCUCCAUGCAUCUAUCAAAUUUCGACUGCUCGAGUCCGGUCGCAAUUCCGCAUGGUGAUGGAACUGAUGGUCCUCCUUGCACUCCAUGUACACCUCCUCAUGAUGAACGUGAAUAG
Cooperia oncophora is the source of this 162-nucleotide messenger RNA. The record is from the annotation of a GenBank genome assembly. Lineage: Eukaryota; Metazoa; Nematoda; Chromadorea; Rhabditida; Trichostrongylidae.